Messenger RNA from Asterias rubens (European starfish), 2106 nucleotides. Its product is annotated as methylcrotonoyl-CoA carboxylase beta chain, mitochondrial-like. Gene Ontology annotation, cellular component: mitochondrion; methylcrotonoyl-CoA carboxylase complex. The record is from RefSeq and is a predicted model, not a curated record. Gene Ontology annotation, molecular function: methylcrotonoyl-CoA carboxylase activity. Lineage: Eukaryota; Metazoa; Echinodermata; Asteroidea; Forcipulatida; Asteriidae. Gene Ontology annotation, biological process: L-leucine catabolic process. The transcript is spliced from 10 exons. The coding region runs from base 285 to 2027 and encodes 580 amino acids.
UUCGGGAUGGCUAAAACAGUAACAUUCAUGGUAUUGAAAACAAAUUAUUGCUGUAUGAUCAACAAUUCGAACUAUUGAAACUUUGCAGACUAUGAACUAAUCAUCAUCAGCAUGCUACAUGUACCUACACAGCAGAUUGUAAGAAAUAUUUCCCGGAAAGUUGGCAGAACACUCUUGUGAUAGAGAAGUGCUGUCGUCUGCGUCCGUUUAAUUUCGUGUUCAGCUGCGGGGUCGUUGUUUACUUUCAGGAAAGUCAGGGAAAGUUCAAAUCAUACAACGAGAAAAUGAGGUUUGGAUUUUCAGUGUUCAAAAGUAUAAAAGUGUUCCGAAUCACCAGUUUCUGUAAGCAGGAUAUUGGAUAUUGUAUUCGUAGCCGAUGGUACACAACAAAUGCAGCAGAACCAGAAGAAUCAGCGAGUAAGACUGCAAAAAAAGAACGAGUCAAAUUCAAACGUCUCGAUGGUUCGAUGGACACUUCCACCUCAUCUUAUCAGCAGCGAUCGGAGUACAGCAAAACCUUAGAGGAGAAUCACAACAAAUUUAUUUCCUUGGCGCGGUCUGGUGGUGGCGAGAAGGCCAUGCAGAGGCACACCCAAGUGAAUAAGAAGUUGUUCGUCCGAGACAGACUGAGGCUGUUGCUUGAUGAGUACUGCGAUAACACAUUCCUAGAGAUUGGGACCCUGGCUGGAUUUGGAAUGCCUUACGGUGACAUCCCAUGUGCCAGCACUGUGAUUGGUGUUGGAAAAAUCCAUGGCACAUGGUGUGCAAUAUCUGCCAAUGAUGGCACCGUCAAAGGAGGCACAAUGUACCCCAUCGGAGUCAAGAAGCAGUUGAGAUGUCAAGAGAUCGGAUUGCACAACCGUCUACCUUGCGUGUAUGUCGUGGACAGUGGGGGCGCUUUUCUUCCUCUUCAGGCAGAUAUAUUUGCGGACAAGGAACAUGGCGGAAAAACAUUUGCCAAUGAGGCUAUUUUCUCAGCCCUCAAAAUUCCUCAGAUUGCUAUUGUUUGCGGAUCAUGCACAGCAGGUGGGGCCUAUGUACCUACAAUGUGUGACGAGGCAGUUAUAGUGGACAAGAUUGGAACCAUCUUCCUGGGUGGCCCGCCGCUGGUACGAGCAGCUACCGGGGAGAAAGUCAGUGCAGAAGACCUGGGUGGCGCUACGUUACACUGCAAGGUCAGCGGAUGCACCGAUCAUUUUGCCGCCAACGAAGAAGAAGCAUUUGAUGUCGGGAGGGACAUUGUAGCCAGUCUGAAUGCAGACUUACCCUCGGAGCCUGAGAGUUGGUUGGAGCCUCUCUACAGUACCAACGAACUGCCUGGAAUCGAUCCAGCAACACCGGGGAGCAUGAAGAAGAUUAUUGCUCGGCUGACUGAUGGAAGCAGAUUUCAUGAGUUUAAAACCUUGUAUGGCCCCACCCUGGUAACAGGCAUGGCAUUUAUUAAGGGCCAUCUGGUGGGAAUUGUGGGCAACGAUGGCGCUCUCACCGCAAAUGCAGCUACAAAAGGAGCCCACUUCGUUGAGCUGUGCUGCCAUCGACAAAUACCAAUAAUCUUCCUGCAGAACUUGCCUCCAGAGGGCAGUAUAACAGAUAUUGGAGACGGAGAAUCCAUGGGAGAUGUGAUCAGAGCUCGAUCCAAGAUGAUGACGGCCGUCGCCUGCGCCAAAGUCCCAAAGAUAACGGUGAUUGUUGGCGACAGCUUUGGACCGAGCAACUUUGCAAUGUGUGGUCGAGCGUUUAGUCCCCGUUUUCUCUUCAUGUGGCCAUCCGCUAGAAUUGGUAUUUCUUCCCAAGAAGAAUCACAGUUUGGAGGAGUGGAGUUGGACAGUGAUGAGACAUUGGAGUUGGACUCUAAGACAGGAGAGAGAUUUAAGCGUCAGGUUUCAGCUUUAUACUCCAGCGGAAGGCUGUGGGAUGACGGAAUAAUUCUCCCUCAACACACACGUCAGGUCCUUGGAAUGUGUCUAAGUAUUACCUCACAGCAUGGACAAGAGGAACAUACCAAGUUUGGUGUCUUUAGGAUGUGAUUUUCAUUAUCAGAGUAUGGACUAGAAUCACCAGUGUGAGGUUUGGGUACCUAACUGUACCUCACCCAGUAUCACCUCG